Schistosoma rodhaini is the source of this 5122-nucleotide messenger RNA. Lineage: Eukaryota; Metazoa; Platyhelminthes; Trematoda; Strigeidida; Schistosomatidae. The record is from the annotation of a GenBank genome assembly.
CUGAAUAUGCUAGCGUAUCUACCGCGGUGCGUUUAAGUGUGUUGCCAGAGUAAUGAUUGGUUCGUUUUUCGAUGAUUCCUCAAUAAAAAACGAACUUAACAAUGAUUUUUCUACCAACUGCUACUCCACUGUUGAUCUGCAGUCUGAUUUCCCACUCGAUAAUGUGGAAAUAUAUCCGGAAAUGCCUAAUAAUGAUUCUUAUGGUGCUCUAUUUUUGAUGGACUCUGCGGAUCUUUUAGAUGUACGUGAGGAAGUUAUUGGUGAAGAACAUUUCUCAUCAAAUCUUGAUCAGCUACCAUACAUAGAAGGACUUCCAAAAAGGUUUGGACUAUUCUCUACCAAGAGUUCACGAUUCAGUACUAACCAUAAAGACAAAGGUAAUAAGGAACUCGAUGUUUUCCAUGGUAAGAAUUCUUUUUCCGACGAACAGAAGCAUAAUAAGUGUUCGUGGAAUGAUGGAUCUGAAGAGAUAACUGAUAAAGCUUAUUUAUGUAACGCCGAUAGUCCAUUAUCGAUUUCUAAUGACAUCGGAGUAACUUCAUCAGAUAGUAUAGAUGAAGUGUUUGACAAAGAUCAUGUGACCAGUCACGAUAUAAUUGAUGGUGAUGAUGUUUCUUUGGAGAGACUUUCCGAUCUUCAUAUUCCAUUACCAUUAUUUCACACUGAAUCUAAUUAUUCAGAUUCUUCACAAAUAAAUCCAUCCAAUUCAGAAGUGGAUGCAUGCGGUUUGUUUUCGUCAGAUAACUGUGCUACGAAUCAGUCCGAUGAUUACGUCCAAAUAAAACAUCUUAUAUCGCCUGAUUCAUCUAAUUCAAACUCAAAUGAGUCUACGACUAAAAUCCCUACCAUAGUACCUGUAUCGUCAUUAUCUUCUGCGAAAAAAACUGAACUAAUACGACUGCCAUCUCAUGCUAACCAUCUAACCACUACAGUUAACCCGAGCUAUCCAUCUAGGCCAAUAUCAGCUUGUCUUUCUUUGAAGUCAAAAUAUCGCCGUUGUGGACAAAUAACACUGAAAUCAGGUGCAUCCAUCCUUCGUACAAAAAGUUCAUUUAAUGAAUUAAAGCCAUGUUUUAAACCAACAUUCACUUCUACACGUAUUGCUCAUUGCGGGUUUCUAGCUGCUCCUCGUUUUCCUGGAUCAAUGAAAGAAUCAGCAGUUAGUCCAACGUGGCUUCCGAAAGUUGCAUUCGUUAACUCUAAUACACCACUCACUCUUAGAAAACCAGCUAUUGUGAUUGCCUCAUCAUAUCCCAAUUCUAGAUCAGAUGCUACAUAUCUGAAGAGCGAAGGAAUAAAUUUUAUGACACAUUCUUCUGUUAUGCAAUCAACGGAUUUACAAUCUUCACUUUUAUACAGUCAAAAUGGAUUUUAUAUUUCCACAAUGCGUCAUAAUUCAUUAGGAGGCAAUAAUCCCGGUGAUUUAGCAUCACUUGUAACCGCUACAAUCCCAUCUGAUUUCACAUCAAAUCGUACUGUAUUCUGCCCUCAUCUUGGUUGUGGGAAAACAUUUCGAGAUACAGCUGCAAUGCGUAAACAUUUACAUACCCAUGGUCCACGCGUUCAUAUCUGUGCAGAAUGUGGUAAAGCGUUUGUUGAAUCAAGCAAAUUGAAACGUCAUCAACUUGUUCAUACUGGGGAAAAGCCUUACCAAUGUGCAUUUGAUGGUUGUGGUAAACGUUUUUCUUUGGAUUUCAAUCUACGUACUCAUUUACGUAUUCAUACUGGAGAUCGACCGUAUCCGUGUCCACAACCUGGUUGCAGUAAACGUUUUGCUCAGUCGACAAAUUUAAAGUCACAUCUAGCAACACACAGUAAAAUUCGAGCUACUCAUCAAUCAAGUUUUAUGAAUAGACAUCAUUUAAAUUCCACUGUGAAUGGUGGUGGUGUUGGUUCAGUUCUGUUUCGCCCUGCUGCUGCUGCUGCUCAUCCUAAUCAUACACAUGAUCAACAUAUUCCAAAUUCAUUAAAUGGUUCUAUUUUACAAUCUCCAAUGAAUUUUUCCACUAUAAUUCCCAUAGGAUCUAAAGAUAUAAACGUUCGUAAUCGAUAUGUCAAUAGAUUCAAGUCAAAUUUAAGUUCUUUAUUUCAAGAGGUUCAUUUAGAUAACUCUCGAUUACAUACUUCAUCACUACUGAAUAUUAAUAAUACCUUGUCUAUCCCUACAUCAAGUCCAGAUCAGUGCGAACCAACAGAUAUCAGCCCAUUAUCUCCAUUGGAUCUAACUUCUUCCUCGACAGAAUCCAACAGUUCCACAUUGUCAUCUCAAAGUGCCACAAAUCACAUAAAGCAUAACAUUUCAUCUUCUAGUUCGGUUAUUUCAAAAGCACAACAACUAUUCACUAAUGCAAUCGAAAGUCAAUUAAAUGAGUUCACUAAUCCCACUACUACCAGUGAUGCUGUACAAUUGUUUGAAAAUCAUUCUUUAGAAUCUUCCAUAAAUUUAGACCAUGAGAAAAUUGAUCUCAGUGUUGGGGUUACACAACCUAUGAUUAAUAAAACUGAUGAAGACUUUUCUAAUAAUUCACAUGUGAAUAUUGAUAACAUCUAUUACCAGCCAUCUUUUAUCAAAUCUGAAUCGGAUAUUAUUAUUAAUAAUUCAAUCCCACCAAUUCAAAAUUGUAAAACAUCAACAAGACGCUCAAGAAAAUGUUUAAGUAUAACUAAACGAUCUGAAUCGCCUAAUUUUGAAGAUUUUCUAAAAACUCAAGAUGAUAUAAAUUUUACUGAAGAUGAUGCUUUAAGCAAGCAUCAUUUUUACCUUGAUAAUGGUAAUGAUCAUUUAUCGUUUAACAAUAAAACAACAUUGAAGUCAUCAUAUCGGCGUCGUCGUCGACGACAUUGUAAAUCAAAAUCAGACAGUAAUAAAUAUAUAUGUAAAACAUCAUCACAUUCUAAUAGUAAUAUGCUCAUUACAUCAUCACAUUAUGGUACUCGUUCGAAAUCUCGUGAAUCCUUUGAUAAAUUAUUACCUAAUAAUCAACGUGGUCGUCGUCGUUAUACAUUAAAAACAUGUGCCAAACGCCGUUUUCGUCCGUAAAACAUAGGUUUGUUUUGAUGGACGGAUUCUACCUCUUAUUCUCUCAUCAUCACCAAAAACAAACACAGGCACCAACAUAUAUAUAUAUAUAUAUAUAAUGUUUCUCUGAUCUGUAUCUCUAUAUUCAUCAUUGUUCAUAUUUAGUCAUUCUUUCAUCAUUACCUUCAUCGUGAUGCAUAUAUUUCUCAAAAUAUUGAUAGUUCCGCGAUUACAUCGCUCAAAUUAUUAUCAAAACUAUUGAUUUAUUCUACUCAUACACAUAUAUAUGUUUUGCGGAAUGUUUCUUUCGUAUUUUCUUUUUCUCAUUCUAGAAUGUCUUUUAUUUAAAAUUAUUUCCAUGACAUUUACACGCAAAGUAAAAUCUGCAAUAUCAACAUAUGUAAACAGAUCAUCAAUUUUUUUUCUGAGAAAAUUACCAUUCCUGUUCAUUUUAUCUUCAUGCCGGUAAUGUGUGUGAGUUUUUUCUCCUAAUUAUCUUUUUUUUUCUAAACCAUCACACUCUACUGGGAUCUCUAAAGGCGGCAAAUAGAUUCACUAUAUAUAUAUAUAUAAGUGAAUUCACUAUAUAUGCGUAUUAAUAACUUAUGUAUGUUGUUUGCAUUUAUUCAGUUACAUAAUCUGUGCAAUACUCAAUUCAUGGAUGCAUUUCGUCUUGACAACAACUACUAUUAUUACUAAUUGGCAGAAUUAUACAAUGUGCAAUAUUUAAAAAAAAAACAUGACAAAAGUGAUUGUUUAACAUAGAUCAGCUGACUUUUCUUUUUUUUUAUUAAAAAAAUUAUCUUAUCAAUUGGUUAAUUGUUCUAUCCCUCCCCGCCCCCCCACACACACACACUAACUCCCUUAAAUAUUCAUGUGCAAUCAUACCUAAUAUUAAAUUUUGUUGUUGUUGCUUUUUUCUCUUUCUCUUUUUAUGUUUCAUUAAUGUAAAAUCAAACGUCUUGUCUAAUUCCUAGUCAAUCUUUCACUUAUAUAUACAUUCUAUACUUUUUAUGAAUGGAUUCAAUCAAAUUUAUAUUUUCUUUUUGUUUUAAUUCUAUUCCUCUUUUUUUUUAUAAAAAAAAACGUAUACUCUAUUCAUUAUCUCUAUAAAUGAUCCAAAUUUUUUUUUUAAAAAAAAAAGAAAGUACAUUUAUUUCAUUUCAAUAUAUAGUAAAAUGGUAUAACUAGUGAAUGUUUUUCUUUUCUUUUUGUUGACGGGGUUACAUCUUCUAAUUCUUAGAAUAAUCAAUAUUGUAAUUUAUUCUUGUAAUCAAUAUAUUACAAGUUAUUGUAGUUCAUGAUGUGUUUUCUUUUUCUUUUCUUUUUAAUUGCUAUCGUAGUAUUUCUUACAUCAGUGUAUGUGUGUGUAUUGAUGAUGUGUAAUGAAUUUCUUUUAGUCUUUCCUUAUUUCCCCCUCCCCUUCCAUUUCUUUUGCGUUUGUGUGUUUAUAUACGUAGACUCUUACGUGAUGGUGUGUGUAUACCUCAUCGUAUUCAUAUGUUUAUUUGUUUGUAUGUCUAUCCUACUUACUCGUCUAUUAUAUCUGGCAUUUAUACCUUGGUUUUUCAUUUAUGUUUAUUUACUGUUCUACCGUUGUUUUGUUUGUUUGUUUGUGUGUUUCUCAUCUCAAAAAUAUUUUUCUUCAUUAUUAUCGAUCUUGUGUUGUCCAAGUAAAGAAAAAAAAUCACGAUUUUUUUCCUAUUUCUUUUUUCUUUGCCUCUAAAAUUUCUUUUCUUCUGUGGAAUUAUAUCCUGGUUCUUUAUUUUUUUUCCUUUUUGGUCUGAAUGUUGUUGUGUUUUUUUGUGAUUAUAAAUAUUAAAAGUAUGAUAUUGUAUGUAUGUAUGUGUGUGUGUAUGUAAUUCAAAAUAACUCUCUAUAUGUCUGUCUAUCUAUCUCUCUAUGUGUGUUUAUGAAGUUCUAUGUAUCCAUGCCUCAAUGCAUGGACUUGUAUUUGGUUACUAUACUCAAUAUUCUUAUUAUUACUAAAUGAUAAUAUUAAAUUAUCUUCAGGUUUUAUUUAUUUUUUUUGUUCAACUAUUAUUUAUCUUAUCCCAAUUAUCUGUAUUGAUUAAUAAUGAUAAUAAUAUGAACUUUAAAUUC